Messenger RNA from Plasmodium relictum, 915 nucleotides. Its product is annotated as conserved Plasmodium protein, unknown function. The record is from RefSeq and is a predicted model, not a curated record. NCBI's taxonomy places the organism in Eukaryota, Apicomplexa, Aconoidasida, Haemosporida, Plasmodiidae. The transcript is spliced from 4 exons. Bases 1 to 915 code for a protein of 304 amino acids.
AUGGAUGAACAAAAUAAGUUAAUUGAACAAAUGCAAGACUUAGGUUAUUCAUGGGAAUUAAGUGUUAAGGUUAUAAAAAAAAGUGGAGCAAAAACAAUUGAUGAAAUUUUAAAUUGGAUAGAAUUAACUGAAAAAAAUGAAGUCUAUAAUAACCCUGAAGAAGCUAAAGACGAUAACCAAAAUGAUGCUAAUGAAAAAGAUAUGAAUAGCUCAGAAAAUAUGAACAAAGAUAAUUUAGUUGGUAUGGCUGAGAAUAAAACUAAAUUAAGUCCAGGGGAAGCUCAAAAAAAAGCCUUAGAAUUGCAGAAAAAAAUUAGGGAGAAAAAAUUAAUAAAAGAAAAAGAAGAAGAGAUACAAAAAGAAAAAAAAAGAAUAGCAAUGGCAAAGGAAAUUCAAAAAAGGAGAGAGCAAUUGGAAGAAUAUGAAAGAAAAAAAUAUAUCGAAACAUUGGAAAGAGAAAAAAAUGAACAUAAAAAAGAAAAACAGAAGCAACUCGAAUUAUUAAAAAGAGAAUAUGAAGCAAAAUUUGGUAUUGAAUAUAAACAUGAAGUAAAAAAAAGUAUAGAAGAAUUAACAGAAAAUGAAAGAAGAGAAGAAAUUGCUAUUUUACUUAAUAAUUUGAAAAAUAAAAAUAAAGAUAAGAAAAAAGAGUUAAUAAGUUCAUUAAAUAUUUUAAAAACUUAUUUUAGUAACAUAAAAGAUAAUAUUUUAGAAAAAAAGUAUCAAAAAAUUAAAAAAGAAAAUAAAAUAUUUGUUGAAAAAAUAAAAAUUUAUGAAGAAAUGUUAAAAAUUUUUUUAUUAGUUGGUUUUGAAGAUACAGGUGACUUUUAUGUAAUUAAAAAUUAUCCUAACACUUAUUUGCUUUCAUCUGCUAUGAAGUUUAUUGAUUUAAUUAUAAAAACACUAAAUCAAUAA